GUUUGUGGGGAGCGCGCGUUGAACACGUCUUUUAAUACUCCGCAGCGCAAGUUUCUUAAACAUAACAAUAAAUAAACACCAACAAAAUAUCUAAUACAACAUUCGGACAGAGUUGAGCUCCAUACACGUGUACAAUGCAAUCGCAUCAAAUUGCACUUGAUCCCAGUCUGGAUGAAGAAGGGGUCCCAAAAUAUCCAAAAUAUCAGAAGUCAUCUGUGCGUCUUUUGAAAAUACCACGCGCUGCCCCCAAAAUUGAGGAGUAUGGAUUUCGCUUGACGCGCAGCAAAUGGGAUCCAUAUCCGUGGGUUUGUGAAGUGGCCGUAGGCACACCUGCCUCGCUUUGUGGCCUUAAGGCCGGUGACUGCAUUCUCAAGGUUAACGGCAUAGAUAUAAUUGGUCUGCAGAUUGUCGAAAUAGCCCAAAUAGUUAAAAGCCAAAGAGAUGAAGUAACUUUUCUGUGUUGGAAUAGUGAAUGUAAAUUCGACUGUGAUGAAAACAGUAUCUGCUGUGUACCCAUGCCGAUUACUUUGAAGCGCCUGGUCAUUAUUGUGGACAGUAUCCUGAAGGUUAUCGAGUGUCCUGUAUGCAAUGUGACGAUUACACCGCCAGUUCUGCAGUGUCAGAAUGGACAUUUGCUCUGUCUCGAUUGUCGCAUCCGAACUGAGAGUUGUCCAAUUUGUCGCGGCUUCUUCACACCCAUUCGAUCCUCCGUCGCCGAAGAUAUAUAUUCGAUUAUUGUAUUGGCUUUCAAGCAUUGCCGAUCGACAGUCAAAUUGCGUCAGAAGCUAUUCGGUGAUAUGGCUCUAGUAAAAGUUCAAACCUAUGACUCCUGUCUGAUGGCCAGCUGUCCAAAAACUUUGAAGCAACGCAAAUAUCUGUUACCACCAAAUAAACUUCUUAACAAACUGUUUCAGACGCGAUCAGAUUCGCUUGAACAUGAGAAACAACUGAAUGCUCUAGCGUUGCUCAAAGGAUCGUAUGAAUCCCGAAAGUUGUCCAUCGAAGAGAAAGAUGAAAAGGAUGUGCAAGUGCAUCCAGGCGAGAACAGUGCCAACAACCUCAAAUCUGAGGAUACUUGAUAUAAAUUCAAGAUGUCCAGACUGCAUCUAUUUGUCUCUUGGUUGGUGGUCCAAAUGCACAUUGGUUGCUUAUUACUAAUUAAGCCUCCAAUUAAUCAAAUGGCUGGGAUAUAUUAAUUAAAUUAUAAUCAACUUUCAACGAAGUCGCUCUUCAAAUAAUAUCCGUAAUAGGGUUUUCUUGAAAGAAGUACAAGUAGAAGACUGCUAUCCCUUUAGAACAGUCGGUGCUGAGCUUCAGCAAUUCUUUUACUGGUCAGUAGUUUCCCUUAGCCAUAAAUCCUGAAUUUUCUGCUAAUUCUAGUUCGUCACAAUAUAGGGAACUAUUAAUUUAUUUCAUUGACAUAUUUAUGUUUCAAGAAAUUCAUUUAUUUAAAGGCAAAAUUGAUUUUAUUUAAAAACGUUAAAACUCUUUUUUUAUUAUGUUGUAAAAUGGUUUGGCUUGCGCUUAAAUCAACGACAUAAACAAAAUAUAUUCUCUAAAAAUAAAAAAUGGAUUGGGUUCGAAUCAUAGCUUGACAAAUUUUCAAUGUACAUAUAUAGAAGACAAUAAACUUAUUAAAUCAACAAAUUUCAAGAAAAAAGUUAACUAAAAACAACAAAAAUGAUUUCCAAAAAAAUUGACUUAAGCUUAAAUAAUGAUGUAAAAUGAUUUGUUUUGAACUUAAAUACAAGAAAUAAACAUUAAAUAUUCUGCA
Drosophila grimshawi is the source of this 1774-nucleotide messenger RNA. RefSeq lists its product as uncharacterized. NCBI's taxonomy places the organism in Eukaryota, Metazoa, Arthropoda, Insecta, Diptera, Drosophilidae. Bases 135 to 1079 code for a protein of 314 amino acids. The transcript has 4 exons. Gene Ontology annotation, biological process: multicellular organism development; proteasome-mediated ubiquitin-dependent protein catabolic process. Gene Ontology annotation, molecular function: ubiquitin conjugating enzyme binding; ubiquitin protein ligase activity. Gene Ontology annotation, cellular component: cytoplasm. The record is from RefSeq and is a predicted model, not a curated record.